ACGCUUUAGAGUUUACACCAUCCUUCCAAAUCUUAGCUGCGUUUCCGGGAACUGAGCUGUGUUUACCUUGGCUUCCGAUUACCUUGGCAACAAGUUUCCUGCAAGGAACAGGCGCAGCUCCACAUCCUCGAACCUGCUCCCCACCCCCUGCCUUUCAAUAGCCGUCUUCCUGGAGCCGGAGGCCUCCCAGAUUAAGGGCGGGGUACUGGCCCUUUAGACUUGACCUACGAAGGCGGACGGAGCUAAAACUGACGUCAACCCGAAUGUGAGCGGUGUCAGACACGUGGUACAAGGAGGCAUUCAUCUUGGAACAGGGCAACUGGCAUUUCGGCUCUGGAAGUAUCUUUAACAUAAUGUUAGGGAAGCAUCUGUUCUUGGCUGCCUUUCUUUAAUUGCUUUUCCAAUACUCUCGCGAUGAUUCCACUCUCGAACAAAGGAUGAAAUUAUAGAAUCAUACUUCUCUUCCACCCCCACCUCCACACUCUAGUGCCCAUAUUAAAAAUGGCGGCCGCCGCCUUCCGCAGUGAUAGUUGUUCAGCGAAUAAGAUCCGGGCGGAAACAGUAGGUAGGCAGGUGCAGCGAGGCAGAACCUAGGUUGCUUUAGCGAGGUUUUCGGGGGUCCCGAAGGCGGCUCAAGUCAGAGUUGUUGGGUUUUGCUCAGAUUGGUGUGGGAAAAGCCUGCCUGUGGGGAGCGGCCACUCCAUACCGCUGAGGCCUCAGGACUGCUGCUCAGCUUGCCCGUUACCUGAGGAGGCAGCGGAGCCGGGCCCCUGACCGGUCACCAUGUGGGCCUUACCGGAAUUGCCCAUGCCGCUGCUGGUGAAUUUGAUCGUCUCGUUGCUGGGAUUUGUGGCCACAGUCACCCUCAUCCCGGCCUUCCGGGGCCACUUCAUCGCUGCGCGCCUCUGUGGUCAGGACCUCAACAAAUCCAGCCGACAGCAGAUCCCAGAAUCCCAGGGAGUGAUCAGCGGUGCAGUUUUCCUUAUCAUCCUCUUCUGCUUCAUUCCUUUCCCCUUCCUGAACUGUUUUGUGAAGGAGCAGUGUGAGGCAUUCCCCCACCAUGAAUUUGUGGCCCUGAUAGGUGCCCUCCUUGCCAUCUGCUGCAUGAUCUUCCUGGGCUUUGCGGAUGAUGUACUGAAUCUGCGCUGGCGCCAUAAGCUGCUGCUACCCACAGCUGCCUCACUACCUCUCCUCAUGGUCUAUUUCACCAACUUUGGCAACACGACCAUCGUGGUGCCCAAGCCCUUCCGCCCGAUUCUUGGCCUGCAUCUGGACUUGGGAAUCCUGUACUAUGUCUACAUGGGGCUGCUGGCAGUGUUCUGUACCAAUGCCAUCAAUAUCCUAGCAGGAAUUAACGGCCUAGAGGCUGGCCAGUCACUAGUCAUUUCUGCUUCCAUCAUUGUCUUCAACCUUGUAGAGUUGGAAGGUGAUUGUCGAGAUGAUCAUGUCUUUUCCCUCUACUUCAUGAUACCCUUUUUUUUCACCACUUUGGGAUUGCUCUACCACAACUGGUACCCAUCACGGGUGUUUGUGGGAGAUACCUUCUGUUACUUUGCUGGCAUGACCUUUGCCGUGGUGGGAAUCUUGGGACACUUCAGCAAGACCAUGCUACUAUUCUUCAUGCCCCAGGUGUUCAACUUCCUCUACUCACUGCCUCAGCUCCUGCAUAUCAUCCCCUGCCCUCGCCACCGCAUACCCAGACUCAAUAUCAAGACAGGCAAACUGGAGAUGAGCUAUUCCAAGUUCAAGACCAAGAGCCUCUCUUUCUUGGGCACCUUUAUUUUAAAGGUGGCAGAUAGCCUCCGGCUGGUGACAAUCCACCAAAGUGAGACUGAGGAUGGUGAAUUCACUGAAUGUAACAACAUGACCCUCAUCAACUUGCUACUUAAAAUCUUUGGGCCCAUACAUGAGAGAAACCUCACAUUGCUCCUGCUGCUGUUGCAGGUGAGGAUGGGGAUAGGGUUUACUUCUCCUUGUCCCCCUUUCUUCAUGAUUCUUACUCCAGCCUAUUUCUCCUUGCAGAUCCUGGGCAGUGCCGUCACCUUCUCCAUUCGAUACCAGCUCGUCCGACUCUUCUAUGAUGUCUGAGUCCCUUGAUCAUUGUCCUUUACCUCACAGUCUCUAGGAUUCCUCACUCAGGCUGACCUCUCCCUGGACCAAGACUGCCUCCUGGCCAAGGCGUCUCACUUUUCAUGCUCCUCCAGAUUUUGUUCUCAGCAUUUUCCUUUCCCUGUGAUCACUGGCAUCCUGGGCGUUUCUUGUCCUCUACUGACGACUGAUUGGACUUUGCCUAUGGCCUCCUGCAACUUGCCACUCUCUCCCUCUCCAUCCCAUCUUUGCAGCCUCAUAGGGUGGGAUGCAGCAGUUUUUUUUUUUUUCUUUUUUUUUUUGCAGUUAUCCACACUCAAAUUUCAGAGUCCUGACUUUCAAGGAACUGCUGGUCUUUGGGAUAGAACUUAGGCCAGGGCUAGGGACACAGGCUCCAAGGUGACAUGUCAUUUGAUUGUAAAUUAAGUGUUCUGAUUAGUAAGAGCUGAGCAGGGGGCCACAUGCUCCCAAUGGAGACAAUAAAGUGUUGUCUUUUUCUUAUUGUU
This is a messenger RNA of Sapajus apella (tufted capuchin), 2594 nucleotides long. RefSeq names its product dolichyl-phosphate N-acetylglucosaminephosphotransferase 1 (gene DPAGT1). Bases 784 to 2088 code for a protein of 434 amino acids. Gene Ontology annotation, biological process: dolichol-linked oligosaccharide biosynthetic process; protein N-linked glycosylation. The transcript has 8 exons. Gene Ontology annotation, cellular component: membrane. NCBI's taxonomy places the organism in Eukaryota, Metazoa, Chordata, Mammalia, Primates, Cebidae. Gene Ontology annotation, molecular function: UDP-N-acetylglucosamine-dolichyl-phosphate N-acetylglucosaminephosphotransferase activity. The record is from RefSeq and is a predicted model, not a curated record.